UUUAUGCCUUUCGCAUAAACAAGUAUAAUUUUACAAUUUCCAUACAUAAAAUGCUAAGCUGAAUUCUAAUUUUCCUUUGCCGUUUGAGAACUGGGUGUGAGUGUGUGCUCUUGUUAAAUAAACUUUUGCAUAAACUCCCGUAAGGGAAAUGUCAUAUUGAUCCGUAUACGGUUUGAAAGUGUAACAAUUUUAGUGGAAAUUGAGAACGAAUAAAAACGUCACCUGUCGCAAUUUUACAAUGAUUUUAAAGUUCGAUAUAGUCGGUAGUGUAAUAUAACACUUUGAUUGAACCGGAAAAGGACUCAUGGAUGUUGUUGUGACGUCAGUGUAUCUACAAAACGGAUGAACACUCCGUGAGUGCACACACAGAACUAUGUUUACACUAAUCAACGUAAUGAUUUUGUUCCAUUGCUUUCGUGAAUGUUUACUGGAAAAUUUAACAGCCCUCACCACCACCAGCACUGAUUUGCAAUGUUUGAACGAGUUACCGCUUCAUCAAUUACUAAAAAUUAAGAAAUCACUGCAAACUAUGUCGGAUAUGGUGAGUGACGGUGGCAACAGCAACACCACUUCCAGCUACAGUGAUCGAAUUGGAAAAGGGAAUGCAAUUGAUUUGUCCGACGGAUAUUUGUACGAUGCGGUACUGAAUGACAGCGCUAAUGCACUUCCGUUGAUGGGCGAUCAAUUGAAAGAAAAAGUGGGUUAUGAAGAGACUUGGGUGGAGGAGAAACCUGGCAAAAUUCAGAAAAUAUUUCAGUUGAGUGUUACGGCGCUGGCAUUUCUGGCAUUCGGUGGUUAUUUGCUGUGUAUGAUUGUUCAAGCAAUCAAGAGUAAAGGUACGACGUACUUUCAUUCAAACGCCUCCAUGCCAAUGAUGGUGGCUACAAGCGGUAAAAUUACCGCUGCGAAGGGCAGCUAUUAUAGGAAACGAAAACGCCCUUUACGUACAAAGCGUCAAGCAUCAUACAAUGACACAAACUUUCCCGACGACAAAUCAGCCGGUCCCAGCCCAGACGACAUGUACAGAAUUUUAGUAAUGGCAGCCGAAGGCUAUGUAAAAUUGAAUGAAUAAAUUUGUCGAUGAAAAUA
This is a messenger RNA of Bradysia coprophila, 1089 nucleotides long. RefSeq lists its product as uncharacterized. The record is from RefSeq and is a predicted model, not a curated record. Lineage: Eukaryota; Metazoa; Arthropoda; Insecta; Diptera; Sciaridae.